AUGGUUGAGACAGAUUCGGUGAGCUUUAAGACGUUAAUCAAGGCAUUCCAGUUUAGCAGGGUUCUAAACUCGAAUCCACAGACGAAAUCGAUCUCAUUGUUGGGAACUAUUCAGGGGAAGGAUGCGAUUGUGACGCUUGAGAAGACGCAUUUCCAGUUUGACGAGGUGGUGGACAAUCCGAACUCGUCUACUUUGUCGUUGCACCAAUGUGAGUCUGAAUAUUCGUGCAUGAACUCUAUUGAGACGUUGAAGCCGAUUGCGAACAACGACAUUUACUUUUGGGGGAUGUCAGUGAUGAAGCAGGACUUGGAGUUGAAUCCCACGGCCAAGAUCAAUUUGAUCUGGCCAGCGACGCGGGUUCACAUUGAGAAGUACGACAAGCAGGUGUUCCACAUUGUGCGGGAAACGCCUGAGGUGUACAAGCGGAUUGUUCAGCCAUACAUCGAUCAGAUGAUCGACAACGGGAGACUCCAGUGGGUGCACAACAUACUGUAUAAUGGUGCGGAGAGUGACAGGGUUGUUUUCAAGUAUUUCGACGACGAGAAGCCCAACGACGGGUUCGUAGUGUUGCCCGAUAUGAAAUGGGAUGGGGUUAAUAUGGACGCAUUGUACUUGGUGGCCAUUGUGAAUAGAGACGAUAUCCGCUCGAUGAGGGACUUGAAGCCCGAGCACCAGUCGUGGUUGAUCGAGUUGAAGAAUAAAAUCAGAACCGUGGUCCCCAGCUGUUUCAACUAUUUGGUGGGGGCCGAUCAGCUCCGGCUCUUCAUCCACUACCAACCUUCCUAUUACCAUUUCCACGUACACAUUGUAAAUAUUAAGCACCCUGGCUUGGGUGAUGGUAUUGCUGCUGGGAAGGCGCAUUUGAUCGAGGAUGUCAUCGAAGACUUGAACUACUUGGGACCCGAUGGGUUCAUGAGGAAAACUAUGACGUAUGUCAUUGGGGAAAACCACGACCUCUGGAAGAGCGGACUAGAAGAGGUGCUGCAAAAACAAAUGCAAGAGGAUGGUAUACCUGAGCCCCCUAAAAUCACCAACGAUUUCGAGCAAGAACAGUAG
Kluyveromyces marxianus DMKU3-1042 is the source of this 1056-nucleotide messenger RNA. RefSeq lists its product as uncharacterized. Gene Ontology annotation, molecular function: RNA 7-methylguanosine cap binding; hydrolase activity. Gene Ontology annotation, cellular component: nucleus; P-body. NCBI's taxonomy places the organism in Eukaryota, Fungi, Ascomycota, Saccharomycetes, Saccharomycetales, Saccharomycetaceae. Gene Ontology annotation, biological process: deadenylation-dependent decapping of nuclear-transcribed mRNA. The record is from RefSeq and is a predicted model, not a curated record. The coding region runs from base 1 to 1056 and encodes 351 amino acids. The transcript has a single exon.